Molecule: messenger RNA, 1016 nt
Organism: Dicrocoelium dendriticum
Lineage: Eukaryota; Metazoa; Platyhelminthes; Trematoda; Plagiorchiida; Dicrocoeliidae
Source: the annotation of a GenBank genome assembly
CGCGUCUCAUCACCUUGGAUCUCUCGCUUUUCGCUGAUGACCAUCAUUAAUAACUUUAACAAGCACUGAAAAAGGCGUAUGAAUGAUCAUUCACUACCUGAUCCACUUGAAUUCAGAAAAGCGUUAGCGAACAAGCUCUUGUUUUCAGUGGUUCUUCAUCAGACUAAUACAAUACGUGCGAAUGACAUGGAAACGUAAACAGCGGAUAAGGGUACAUGAUCAUAGGCCUAGAUGGACUAAGGGCCCAAGCUAGGUGAUUGGGCCUACAGUGAUCAACGGUGUGUGUGUGUGUUCUGUUCACCACGCAACGUGGCAGCAUUACAGAGGGCAAGGGUAGGGUGAGUACCCGGACGAAUUUCGUACGUGCAUAUAUAUCCUGAUCAUGAAAGCCGAUUGGCCAUCACUUCGGCCGCUGCCAAUAGGCGACAUCUGGCCGCCCUUUUAUGGCGUUUGCAUACACGGUAGAUGGGAUAGAACUGUGAUUGAAGAUGAAGUUGGUACUGCAAACGUUGGUACCUGGACAAUAAAAAGCAACAGUAACAGCAUUGACUUGGCGAAAAAUAUCUGUAAUGCAGAUGCAGAAGAUACACGCAAAUGUAAAGAGAUAACAUGGCAGCCACUACCUCGCACGAUAACAUGUAUAUCAACCGAUUUUACGAAUGUCGAUAUGUGGCCUGUUAAGUUUGGCCAUGAUACUCACACUAUACUUUUCCGGCUGGGAGCUGCUAUUUUCCAACACCUCGAUCAUGAAUUCAAAGAAGUAGCGCGACUUGCGACGAAUACAAAGUUGAAGCUGAAACUAACAACACACUGGUUUAUUCGAGAGUUGCAAAACGGAGAGCAAAGAUUGCGAAUAUGGACGAUGUGGGUUUUACACUGCUCUCCGAGCUGAAUGAUUAUUUUGCAAACGUUUCGCUGUCAGACUAGGUAACAUCAUCAGUGCGACUUUAAGGUCCUGUUUCGCAUAAUCUCCUAAGCGACUUCCAGAUCUAAGUGCUUAUUGAUCGAGUUCUGCU